UGGGAGAGGAAACAGCUGGUGAUGCUGGAAGAAACAUGGCCGUCCCGGUACUCCUCGGCCGCUCGGGCUCCUUCUGCCUGCGGCUGCUACCACUGCUGGCGUUGUUGGAGCUGCUGGUCGACCCCGGCUUAGGCCGUGUCCAUCACCUGGCGCUCAAAGAUGAUGUAAGACAUAAAGUCCAUCUCAACACCUUCGGGUUCUUCAAGGACGGUUACAUGGUGGUCAACGUCAGCAGCCUCUCUGUGAACGAGCCUGAGGGAGCCACAGACAAGGAUGGUGAGAUCGGAUUCAGUCUUGAUCGGACCAAGAAUGAUGGCUUUUCUUCUUACCUGGAUGAAGAUGUGAAUUACUGUAUUUUAAAAAAGCAGUCUAUGUCUUCUGUCACUCUUCUCAUCUUAGACAUCUCCAGAAGUGUAGUCAAGGUCAGAUCCCCACCAGAAGCUGGUAAGCAGUUACCAGAGAUUGUCUUCAGGAAGGAUGAGAAAGUCCUGAGUCGGAGCCAGGAGCCUGCUGUCAGCUCCAACCCCAAAGCCCAUGAGGCUCAGAGAACCCUCGAUGGUUUGAAGGCUGAACGAAGUACAGUGGACUCAAAGGCUAUAGCAGAAAAAUUCUUCUCAGUUCAUAAGAGUGACGGGGCUGUCUCAUUUCAGUUCUUCUUCAACAUCAGCACCGAUGACCAGGAAGGCCUCUACAGCCUUUACUUCCACAAGUGUCCAGGCAACAACGUGAAGUCUGAACAGGUCUCAUUCAGCCUAAAUAUUGAUAUCACGGAGAAGAACCCUGACAGCUACCUCUCGGCUGGAGAGAUCCCUCUCCCCAAGUUAUAUGUUUCCAUGGCCUUGUUCUUCUUUCUGUCAGGGACCAUCUGGAUUCACAUCCUUCGUAAACGAAGGAAUGAUGUAUUUAAAAUUCACUGGUUGAUGGCGGCCCUUCCUUUCACCAAGUCUCUCUCCUUGGUGUUCCAUGCAAUUGACUACCACUACAUCUCCUCGCAGGGCUUUCCGAUUGAAGGCUGGGCUGUUGUAUACUACAUAACUCACCUGCUAAAGGGUGCACUGCUGUUCAUCACCAUCGCUCUCAUCGGCACUGGCUGGGCCUUCAUCAAACACAUCCUGUCUGAUAAAGACAAGAAGAUCUUCAUGAUUGUCAUCCCGCUCCAGGUCCUGUCGAAUGUGGCCUACAUCAUCAUAGAGUCUACAGAGGAAGGCACGACUGAGUAUGGCCUGUGGAAGGAUUCUCUGUUCCUGGUUGAUUUGCUGUGCUGCGGUGCCAUCCUCUUCCCAGUGGUGUGGUCAAUCAGGCAUUUACAAGAAGCCUCAGCCACAGAUGGAAAAGCUGCCAUUAACUUAGCAAAGCUGAAGCUUUUCAGACAUUACUACGUCUUGAUCGUGUGCUACAUCUACUUCACCAGGAUCAUCGCCUUCCUCCUCAAGUUUGCUGUGCCGUUCCAGUGGAAGUGGCUCUACCAGCUGCUGGACGAAACAGCCACGCUGGUGUUCUUUGUCCUGACGGGGUAUAAAUUUCGCCCAGCUUCAGAUAACCCCUACCUGCAGCUCUCUCAAGAAGAAGAUGACCUGGAGAUGGAGUCCGUAGUGACGACGUCAGGUGUGAUGGAGAAUAUGAAGAAGGUGAAGAAAGUGAGCAACGGUGCUGUGGAGCCCCAGGGCAGCUGGGAAGGCACUGCAUGACAGCAUGGGCUGAGGACGGCUGUCAGUGAAACUGGCUUCUUCAUAGCCCUGUCAGUGAGCCAGCGUGUUCCCGACAGAACAAUGGCGUCUCCCAACAGUGACACCCCGGCCCUCAGCGCUCAUAGCCAAGCCGAGUGCCAUGGACACACACUUUUGUACUCUUAGGGAUCUGGAUUGCGAUGGCUAUAGGCAGCUAGGACUGCCCUCAGUGAGGGUGGAAGGCUUAGAGGAGGAGUAAAGGACUGUCUACCUGAUUUACCUUGCUAA
Molecule: messenger RNA, 1955 nt
Organism: Arvicanthis niloticus (Nile rat)
Lineage: Eukaryota; Metazoa; Chordata; Mammalia; Rodentia; Muridae
Gene: Gpr107
Product: G protein-coupled receptor 107
Biological process (GO): clathrin-dependent endocytosis
Cellular component (GO): clathrin-coated vesicle; membrane; Golgi apparatus
Molecular function (GO): clathrin heavy chain binding
Source: RefSeq, a predicted model, not a curated record